GGAGGCUGAACUGGAGGAAGUACAAGGUGCCGCGCUACUGUUCUCCCUGCUGAGAUUUCAUCUGACUUUCCCAUCUCAGCCACUUGAUCGCUCUCACUGCAGAGACGUCGACUGAGCUUGGAGAGGAGACUCGCCUAAUGCACAGCAAAACGCUCCUCGCCAGUCUCUCUCUCAGUGCACGGCAAUGGCUUUGUCAGCAGCGGAUAAGAAGCGCCCAGAGCCCUGUCUGAGGCUUCGGGAAACCCGAUUGCAACACUGAUUUGUUUCCAGAACAGCAUGCGUGUGUUGCGUUACCAGGGCCGGGGGUGGAGGUUGUGUGACCUGCCUAUCGGACGCAUUUUCUUAAUAACAAUAACAUAGAGCGCGUCUGGAUGUCUUCUGCUUAAAGAGAAAACGCUGUGAAUCUGAUCCUGCUCAGCGAUUUCAGCAGCAGAUCCCGCAUUCGAACGCAUGGGGAAAACAGCGCGGCGCGUUCUAUAAGCAGCAGAGGAGAAUAAGAGAUCGCCAGUCUCAAAGCUGCCUCUGACCUUCAGCACCUCGGACUUUCAGCACCUCGGACAGCGACAACUUUCCCAGCCAACGUCUGGCGUUUGAGAGUCGAUCCAAACCAGAUAAUGACUCCCAGCAACAGCUAAGCACUGGAUUAUUAUAAGAGCAAUACAUGCAGGAAUGAUGGAUGGUCGGUUCUUCGAGCAGUGGGUGCUGACUAAAGUGUUUGUACAGGAAUCUUGGGUGGAAGUAAUGGUUUGAGGAUUAUCCCCAAUCAGGUACAUUGCAAGGUCAAAGCCCAGAUUUGGAAAUCUCUAUGCCAGGGAAAAGUUCAUUGUAUCGUUUUUUUGGGGGUUUACUUGUGGGGUUGCCCUCUGGCCGUCUCCUAAACUGUUGUGCCUCAUUGUGUCUGAUCCACGCUAAAUUGUUGUGAUUUUACUAGGCUGCAAGCCAGAGGUGAUGUGAUCUAAAGGAUAUGCCACACCGAUGGUGUUUCCCCCAUACUCUCCCUUUGCUGGAGAUGAUUUUACAAACCUCUUCUCCUUGCAGCCCAUCCACCGUCGGUUUUAAUGCAAUUGGAUUACACGACAAGCAUAUACCUUGGGUGAAAAAUAAAAGUCUACCAUUCUAGAAUGCUAACGUUGGGCGAAGAGCACCGAAGUUACCAGAAACCAAUUUGCAAGAUCGUGAGAUCCACCCUGAGGCACCUUGCUAUAAUUUUAUCUGCAGGUAAAAAGUGCAGCUGCGAUCCUCUUUACUCCCGAGGAAUCAGAUUGCUUGCAUCUCCAUGGGACAAACUAUUGUAUUUAGAUGACCAUGUGAACACCAAAGAGAUGAUUUCCUAAGCAAGGUUUUGCAAGUUAAUUUACCAUGGAAAAACUGUUUUGUUAUCUGCUGUUCAUUGGCAUGGCAGUAAGAGCAGAGAUCUGUCCAAAGCGUUGUGCCUGUCAGAAUUUAUCUCCAAAUCUUGCAACCCUUUGUGACAAGAAGGGGCUGUUAUUUGUCCCUCCAAACAUUAACAGAAAGACUGUGGAAUUACGACUGGCGGAUAAUUUUGUUACAAGCAUCAAAAGGAAAGAUUUUGCUAAUAUGACAAGUCUAGUGGACCUAACACUGUCAAGGAAUACAAUAAGUUAUAUCACACCUCAUGCAUUUGCUGACUUGCGCAAUUUGAGAGCUUUGCAUUUGAAUAGCAAUCGACUGAAUAGAGUCAACAAUGACAUGUUUAGUGGUCUUUUAAAUCUCCACCAUUUGAUACUUAAUAACAACCAACUAACAUUAAUUUCAUCUACAGCAUUUGAUGAUGUUUUAGCUCUUGAAGAACUUGACCUGUCUUAUAAUAACCUUGAAACUAUUCCUUGGGAUGCAGUGGAAAAGAUGGUUAGCUUGCAUACACUUAGUCUGGAUCACAACAUGAUAGAACAUAUCCCAAAAGGUACAUUCUCACAUCUUCAUAAGCUUAACAGAUUAGAUGUGACGUCAAACAAACUGCAAAAGCUACCACCUGAUCCUCUCUUUCAGCGAGCUCAGGUGUUAGUAACCUCAGGAAUAAUGAGUUCCUCCACAUUUGCGUUAAGUUUUGGGGGGAACCCUUUGCAUUGCAAUUGUGAAUUAUUAUGGCUGAGGCGUCUUUUAAGAGAAGAUGAUUUAGAAACUUGUGCUUCACCUCCACUUUUAUCUGGACGAUACUUCUGGUCUAUAACGGAAGAAGAAUUUUUGUGUGAGCCUCCACUAAUCACUAGAUAUACACAAGAGCUCAGAGUUCUUGAGGGACAAAGAGCAACAUUAAGGUGCAAAGCUCUUGGAGAUCCUGAACCUGCAAUCCACUGGAUUUCUCCUGAAGGGAAACUUAUCUCUAAUGGAACCAGAAUUCUUGUUUAUGACAAUGGAACACUUGACAUUCUCAUAACAACUGUUAAGGAUACAGGUUCAUUUUCCUGUAUUGCUUCUAAUCCUGCUGGAGAAACAACAAAGACUUCUGUCCUUAACAUUAUCAAGCUUCCUCACUUAGUUAAUAGUACAAACCAUAUUCAAGAGCCAGAUCCAGGAUCUUCAGACAUUUCUACUUCUACAAAGUCUGGUUCUAAUGCUAGCAGUAGCAAUGGGGAAACGAAAAUUACCCAGGAUAAAAAAGUAGUGGUGGCAGAAGCAACAUCUUCCACUGUUCUCAUCAAGUUUAACUUUCAAAGGAAUAUACCUGGAAUACGUAUGUUUCAGAUACAGUAUAAUGGUACAUAUGAUGACUCACUAGUUUACAGAAUGAUACCACCAACAAGCAAGACAUUCCGCGUUAAUAACUUGGCUGCUGGAACUUUGUAUGACCUAUGUGUCCUGGCAAUCUAUGAUGAUGGCAUCACAUCGCUCACUGCCACAAGAGUUGUGGGAUGUAUUCAGUUUACAACGGAACAAGAUUAUGUUCGUUGCCAUUUUAUGCAGUCCCAGUUUCUGGGAGGUACAAUGAUAAUUAUAAUAGGCGGAAUUAUUGUUGCAUCUGUUCUUAUUUUCAUCAUAAUCCUGAUGAUCAGAUAUAAAGUUUGUAAUGGAAAUGGACACCAUAAAGCUACAAAAGUCAGCAAUGUGUAUUCACAAACAAAUGGAUCCCAGAAUCAAAGUUGUAGUUCUUCUGUACCAUCGUCUGCCUCCAAACAGGUUGUAGGACAUGAGGAAAGCUCACAGUGUUGUAAAGUGUCUGCUGAAAGUGGGUCUCAGGCCUCAGACACUUACUCAAGCCAAGAUGUUCCCUCAACUACCUCUGCCUUGUCUCACACUUGGACUGCGAAUACAUCUGCAUCACUGAAGCAGAAACGAAAAACUGCAUUAAAGCCCAUGGAUUCACAAACAGAUACAGUUUUAAAUAUUGAGGCCCAAAAUACAAAUAGAAAUAAUUCAACAGCACUCCGAUUAUCCACUUUUCCCUAUCAAAAAGAAGCACCAGUAUAUAAACGAGCACAAUCAAAGCCAAGCAAGUUUCUUACUUUACCUGCAGAGACAUCACGGGCAAAAAGAAGGUACUCUUUUAAUGGUGAAGUAAUGGAGUACCAUUGCUAUGUCAAUGCAUACAACACUGGUGGAUUAUGGUCCAAAAGGAGCAUGUCAAUGAAUGGAAUUCUCAUUCAGUCAGACAAUUCAGACAUGGACAGUGGUAAAGCAACUUGUUCAAGCUCUGAGUGGAUAUUGGAAAGCACUGUGUGAUAUGCUCUUUUGCUUUUAAAAAGGAGCAAUACCAAUAAUUCAGAGCACCAACCUUAAAAUAAAUUGAAAGUUGCAGUCUUCUUGUUUUCAUUGAUGGUUUCUAUAUGCAUUGGGUUAUAUACGAGCCAGACACUGCUUCUUGUUGUUGGUGAAAAUAAUGUCAAAACAGAACACGAUUUUAAGAGAUAGUGAUAAUGGGAAAAAAGUCACAAAACAGCACCAGUGCCUUCCCUUCUUAUAGGACUGGCUUCCUGGUUCUGCAUCAGCAGAAAUGAGACUGAAUUCACACAAAAAAGCCUUUCAUGUAGGAAAUUAAAUUUCCGUCAAGCUUACAACAUACAAAAAUAUAAAAACCCAAUUAUGGAAGAAUUAGUAAAAUAAUAUUUUUUAAAUGACCAGACUGUAUUUAUUUUUGAGUGACAAUGGUGUUGCCUUUAUUUUUAGGCAAAUGCUGUACAGAACAACAACUUCUGUGUUGUUAUGUUGUGUAAAAUAAAAUAUUAAAUAUCUAUACCAA
Messenger RNA from Xenopus laevis (African clawed frog), 4198 nucleotides. It is a transcript of the gene lrfn5.S, whose product is annotated as leucine rich repeat and fibronectin type III domain containing 5 S homeolog. The record is from RefSeq and is a predicted model, not a curated record. The coding region runs from base 1360 to 3681 and encodes 773 amino acids. Gene Ontology annotation, cellular component: membrane; synapse. The transcript has 4 exons. Lineage: Eukaryota; Metazoa; Chordata; Amphibia; Anura; Pipidae.